Messenger RNA from Pelobates fuscus (common spadefoot toad), 1731 nucleotides. Its product is annotated as testicular acid phosphatase homolog. Gene Ontology annotation, cellular component: postsynaptic membrane; lysosome. The record is from RefSeq and is a predicted model, not a curated record. Bases 8 to 1255 code for a protein of 415 amino acids. Gene Ontology annotation, molecular function: acid phosphatase activity; receptor tyrosine kinase binding; protein tyrosine phosphatase activity. The transcript has 11 exons. Gene Ontology annotation, biological process: lysosome organization; peptidyl-tyrosine dephosphorylation involved in inactivation of protein kinase activity; regulation of neuronal synaptic plasticity. Lineage: Eukaryota; Metazoa; Chordata; Amphibia; Anura; Pelobatidae.
UCACAACAUGGUAAUAGCUGCUGAAUGGCUCCUGUUUCUUUCCACCAAUCUCCACAUCUUGGUGGUGUCUACUUCCAGAACCAGCAAUCUGACUUUUGUGGCCACAAUAUUCCGUCACGGAGACCGCGCUCCCAUUGACACAUACCCAACAGAUCCUUAUAAAGAAGAAAUUUGGGAGAAUGGCCUGCAACAACUGACCAAGGAGGGUGUGAGACAGCAAUAUGAAUUGGGACAGUACUUGAGGAAGAGGUACGAGCAAUUCCUGAGCCCACGAUAUAAUAAGAGAGAGCUCUACGUGCGCAGCACAGACUACGAUCGGACCUUGAUGAGUGCUCAGGCAAACCUGGCAGGACUCUUCCCACCCCAAAAUUCUCAGAUAUGGAAUCCUGAACUACUGUGGCAGCCAAUCCCUGUUCAUACUGUGCCCGUCUCCGAUGAUCGGCUUCUGAAAUUUCCUUCGAAGAACUGCCCACGGUAUUAUGAGCUGAUGAAAGAAACCACCCAACUACCUGAAUAUCAGAACCAGAUAAAGAGCUGGAAGGGUUUCACUGAGUGUCUAGCUAAUUACACCGGUUAUAAUAAAGACCACACAAGCACGCAUCGGAUCUGGAAGGUCUACGAUACACUAUUCUGUCAGAAAUCUCACAACUUCACCUUACCUGACUGGGCCACUCCAGAUGUUCUGAAAACCUUACAGGAAAUUUCUGCCUUUGAUAUCAAAUCGCAUAUAGGACUCUAUAAAAUCACUGAAAAGGCUCGGCUGACAGGAGGAAUCCUGAUAGAUGCUGUACUCCGAAAUUUCUCAGAGGCGAUUCUUAAAAGCUCUCCACUUAAAAUGGUGAUGUAUUCAGCGCACGACAGCACUAUCAUCGCCUUGCAGGCUGCCCUGAGGGUCUAUAAUGGAAUCCACCCACCGUACGCAUCCUGCCACAUAUUUGAGUUUUACACAGAGCAUGAUGGCACGUUUAGUGUCAGCAUGUUCUACAGGAAUGACUCCAGCAAGGACCCGUAUGAAUUGGUGCUACCAGGGUGCACAUCUCCCUGCCCACUGGAACACUUCACCCAGCUAACAGCGCCAUUCAUUCCACAGGACUGGAGGAAAGAAUGCCAAGUAACAGAGCAGAGUCAGCGAUCAGAUGUCACCACUGUGGCUUUGUCAAUCACUGUUGGAGUCCUUGGAGUACUACUGAUAGCAGUGCUGUUUUGGGGCUGGAGAAUGCACACGGCUACAACGUGGAGUCAUCAGAACGCUUAAGCUUCACAAGGACUAUGCAGACAAAUCUUUAAAUAGGCAAUAUUCCUAAAGAGGUGGCUGACUAAAAUAUUACUUGAUCUUUGGUGGCUCAGACAUCUAAACACAACCCUCCUAUGUGAAUGGAAAGAACCUAAAAUGCAGAAAUUUAGAACUUCCAGGUAAAAGGAUGAAUGUAGGUGAGGUCAUGGGUGGAGAUAUGGCAACCCAGUACACCAGGUUGCUGCUGGGGAAAUGAACAGAUGUUCUGGAAUCCCGUGGCACAUGGCCUCUUGAUUACUUUAGUGUGACAUAUCAGGCCUGUUGGAAAGAUUAUAAAUUUUUACAUACGGGUUCAAGCUUAUGUACAACCCCUUUACCGUUUAUCCUUGAAAUCCUUUAUGACUGCAAAUUAGAUUCCUGGCUAAUCAUGGCAGCAUCACUUAUGGAUAGCUCCUCCCUUAGCAGUAACAGGACAGGAAUGAAUUAGAUUAAUUAAU